Molecule: messenger RNA, 354 nt
Organism: Salvelinus sp. IW2-2015
Lineage: Eukaryota; Metazoa; Chordata; Actinopteri; Salmoniformes; Salmonidae
Source: RefSeq, a predicted model, not a curated record
CCGGGAUUCGACGAACACAUAAAGACCCGCAAGGUGCACUUUGUGCCGGCCCGUACGGCCAUGCAGUCCGGAGCCCACGGAACCAAGAAGUGGAAGAUGGACUUCGACACCCGGGAACGCUGGGAAAACCCUCUGAUGGGAUGGGCCUCCACGGGUGACCCCAUGUCCAACAUGACUACGUUCACCUCCAAGGACGACGCUGUCGCGUUCGCAGAGAAAAACGGUUGGAGUUACGACAUCACAGAGAAGAUGGAGAAGAAGCCCAGAGUGAAGUCGUACGGAGCCAACUUCUCCUGGGACAAAAGGACUAGGAGGUCUGCUAAGUAAACUGGACUGUCCUGACUCUGGUCUGAA